Messenger RNA from Amoebophrya sp. A120, 1938 nucleotides. The record is from the annotation of a GenBank genome assembly. Lineage: Eukaryota; Dinophyceae; Syndiniales; Amoebophryaceae.
CUUGUCGAUUGCUGGCCAUCAGUUUUUUUCACGUGGAAACAGUUUUCCCUCGUUCUUUUUUGGGCUUUGUGUGCCAUCUUUUUUGCUCUUGUUGGUGGCAACUGGUCAGUCUAAGUGGACAAAGACAAAACCAAAAUUUUCUUCCGACUUGAUAGGAGGCUGCAAUAGUGCCUUUAAACUAGGAAAUAGACACAUGAUGCGGUCCCUCUUGCUAGUUUCUAGCGUCGGCAUUGCCUCUUCGCUGCGAGUGCAGAACAAACAGACCCCAGAUUUUGGAUUCGGCGACGGCGACAGUUUCCCCGACGUUUGCAAGGCUAACAAAAUUCCAGAUGCCCAGAAAGCUUACGUUAGUCAGCUGCACAAGGCGUUUCAGCACAGUGGUACAUACUUUUGUAAAAAAAUAGACUUGCUUCGGUAAAAAAACGAAGGAGGACAUGUAAAUUUAGAUGUAGGAGGUAGAAUAUGUGUCGGUCGUUGGUUCUGCGGCUGCAGAAAUAAGGCUCAAUCUUGGAUGGCUCUUUGCCUCAAAAAUUUAAAUUUGUGUUAGAUAACCUUGUCCAAGUACCUUGAUGUUGGCUGAGAUGUUGUUGACUUGCGUGUCGAGUUAACAGGUUUUGGAUUUGAAGUCCUUCAUACAUUCUAGCCGUUUCUUUUUUCCUUUGCGACAUAUAUUUUUUUUCUCUCUAUCUCCUUUUGGAAGAUCGCAAACAAAACCAAAACAAGGUGUCCGCAACCAACUAGCCACGGCCUUCAAAGAACCACUGGAAUGCUGGUACGGCUUCAUGCGGGCUACUGGUUGCGGGGAGAUUCCGCCGUUGAACUCUGGCACGACCGCGCGGCGCGCGUUUCAGGAACAAUGCAAGGAUCCGUCCGUCGCCUUCAACAAAAUGUUUACGUCCACGCCGAAGAAGCUCCAAAUGUACCUGAUCAAAAACUUUUUGCACCAGAAGGAUUCUGAGGGAGAGCCGGUGCCCGGAAAGUACAACGAAGUCAUGAACUUGCUCUACAAAAUGGGCGGCAAAGAAGUUUUGUGUACAGCAUUUUAACAAGUGCUUUUCCCGCAUGGGCAUUAAGGACAUGUUUUUGUGGCUCUUUUUGUUAACAGUAGGACACGAGUGGUUGUGACUUCUGGAAUUUGCCUUCGCGACACGAAGAUGAGAAGAGAAACGGAAGAUUUGAUUGUGGAUUCCCUCCACGAUGCGAAAAAUAAUAGAAAAAUCACUUACACCUAAUUCUAAAACAGGCCAGACGGUGGAGCUGAUCGACGACGGGUGCCAGGAUGUCGGUGGCUUCAAGGAGUACUAGUUGACGCAGCGAGAGGGAUCCGGGCAGCUCGUAGCGGCGGAGCUGUCGGUGUCUGAGAUCAGCGAUGGAGAAUUCUAAACUGCGCGGUUUGUCAAGCAAGAUCUACUGGUUUCUGUGUAUGAUUCUCGCACAUAUUAUGUAGCUUUUGCAGAUUUAUUUUGGAAAAAAACACUUUCAAGUUUUGCACAUAGUCCAGCGCCUUCGUUUCACUCACUAUUCGUCUACACAGCGCUUUUUUAGUUAUCAUGUUAACAGGCAGACACAGAACUCUUUUCUAAAUCUUAACAGGCAGAUCAUUCGGUAUUUUUAGAACUUAUUUUAGAGAAAACAGGCAGCUCAGGCAGAUAUCGAACUUACGGUUUCAAAUGUAGACAAGGAUCCGAUAGCGAGUUAAGCGAUCGCACAGGACUAUCGAACAACAUACUGCAGCGCAAUUUCGAGCCAAGGUGAAGGGAUCCGCACAGCGUGUUCCGGCACUUCUGAGCGUAUCCUGAGUGCGAGUACUUACAGCCGCAAUCAGUAUCGGAAGCUGAGAGAGCUAGGAUAUAAAGUUUGCGAUCGAGAUUUGCUUUCCGCUUGGCCGCACUCGAGAAGACGUUUUUUUUUUGUUUGUUUGCACUGGUCGCAUGUGAG